UGGCUCAGAAGAUGAGUUGCGUUGCUUGAAAUCACCCGGCAUAUUUCGUCCUGAUUAACAAAUACUCCGUACCUUUUCAGGAGCGGUGGAGAAGACAGACGGGAUGAUUUAUUUAUUUUAAAAAACUGCAAAUAAAAUGGAAAAGGAUAACAGGAAAGAAAUAGAUGAGCCAGUGAUAUAAAGCUUCUCUUCCUGUCCUCACCACCCCUUAAAUUUCUUUUAAUUAGCAGACAAACAUAUACUGAAAACAGGGGCUCUCCUCAUUUGUGGGCAAAAGGAAGACUAAAUUCACUAUCCUAGGUAGCAGGUUUAGAAGCUGGAAUUGAGAGAGGAUUAAAAGAAUCCUACAACAUACAGACCAACUGCCCAGCUUCACUCAGUGUGUAUAGGACGAUUCAGCAAGGGACGUGAUAUUGGACACUGGCUGUAUCAAUUUGGGCAGCUGAAUAACUGACUGAAAAAUCCUCCAAGAUGGAUAGUCCUUUCAAGAUGGAUUAUCUGCUGGAUGUCGAUGCUGCUUACCGCCUCUUUUACAGUCAAGGAGCUCAAGCUCGCCGGGCGACCCUGCUCACUGUACCCACAUUAAUGGCGGCUUCUUCCGAAGAGGACAUAGACAGGAGACCCAUCCGGAGAGUUCGGUCCAAGAGUGACACGCCUUACCUAGCCGAGGCCAGGAUCUCCUUCAAUCUCGGAGCAGCUGAGGAAGUAGAGAGACUGGCUGCAAUGCGUUCGGAUUCAUUGGUUCCAGGGACACACACCCCACCUAUAAGGAGGAGAAGUAAGUUUGCCAAUCUAGGAAGAAUUUUCAAGCCAUGGAAAUGGAGGAAGAAGAAGAGCGAAAAGUUCAAGCACACAUCAGCAGCGCUUGAAAGAAAAAUAUCAAUGAGGCAAAGCAGAGAGGAACUUAUCAAGAGAGGAGUUCUGAAGGAAAUAUUUGAUAAAGAUGGAGAGCUUUCUAUUCAGAACGAAGAGGGGUCAUUGGAGAAUGGACAGGCGUUGAGUUCCAGCCAACUAUCACUGCAAGCCCUAUCUGAAUUGGAGCCAUGUUCUAUAUCUGGAGAUUCCUGUAGUUAUGAAGUACUCCCGAAUCCAGACGUCAUGGAUGGAACAGUGUCUGAAGAGAGUCCCACGUCCAGUGAAUCUGGAAUCCACCUCCCUCAAGAACCUACAUCUAAACCCGUCUUGCUACUCCCCCCUAAAAAAUCUGCUGCUUUCUCUGGAGAUCACGAAGACACCCCAGUGAAGCAGCUUUCCCUGCUCAAACAACCCCCUGCCCUGCCUCCUAAGCCCAUUACCAAGAUUGCCAACCAUUUAGCUG
Messenger RNA from Thamnophis sirtalis, 1318 nucleotides. The record is from RefSeq and is a predicted model, not a curated record. Lineage: Eukaryota; Metazoa; Chordata; Lepidosauria; Squamata; Natricidae.